CAGCCAAGGCAGUCAUGAAGGCAUCGGUUGUCGUAGCGGCUUUGGUGGCGAUCGCCCGGGCGGCGCCUCAGGACGGCUACAACUACGCGGCGCCGGGCGACGGCGCGGGUGGCUCCGGAUCUGGCGGGUAUGGCGGGUCGGGAGGCGCAGGAGGAGGCAGUGGAGGGGGUGGAUUUGGCGGCGGAGGAGGAAGUGGAGGGGGUGGAUUUGGCGGCGGAGGAGGAGGUGGCGGAUUUGGCGGCGGCGGAGGAGGAGGAGGCGCAGGAAGCGGUGGAGGGGGAGGAGGACAAUACGAUGGUUCAGGAUUCGCUCCGGCGCAGUACACCUUCAAGUGGGACGUGAACGAUGCGGCUUCUGGUAACUUCUACGGCCACGAGGAGCAGAGGGACGGCGUCAACACUCAGGGAAGCUACUACGUGCAGCUCCCCGACGGCCGCCUCAUGAGGGUCGAGUACUACGUGGACGACUGGGGCUUCCACCCCACCAUCACGUUCGAGGGCGAGGCGCAGUUCCCGACCGGCCCGGGCGGCACGGGCGGCCCAGGAAGGCCAGGAGGGCCAGGAGGACCAGGAGGUCCAGGAGGUCCAGGAGGUCCAGGUGGACCAGGCGGGCCAGGUGGGCCCGGAGGUCGUCCCGGAGGCGGAGGAGGUCGCCCAGGAGGAGGAGGAGGAGGAGGAGGCCGUCCCGGCGGAGGACAAGGACCAACCACGCCCACGCAGCUCUACGGCACGCCCACCAAGUGAGGCGCCGAGAGGGCAGGCUCGGCAGAUGGCCCUUUCCACUCCGGAGCCUCGUGGCUUUCGCUCCUGUGAUGUCUUUAGUGCUUGGCGUUUCACAUUUUUAUGUUAUGUUUGUUGGUGUUGUUGUUGUCAAAGGCUUUCGUUUUUAUACUUUUGAUAGAUCCGAUUUAGAGCCAUACCUUUGUGUGCAGAGUUGUGAGGAUAUGAAAAUAAAGUUGUUAACUAAAAUU
This is a messenger RNA of Penaeus chinensis, 970 nucleotides long. RefSeq names its product pro-resilin-like. Bases 15 to 743 code for a protein of 242 amino acids. The record is from RefSeq and is a predicted model, not a curated record. Lineage: Eukaryota; Metazoa; Arthropoda; Malacostraca; Decapoda; Penaeidae. The transcript has 3 exons. Gene Ontology annotation, cellular component: extracellular matrix.